This is a messenger RNA of Loa loa (African eye worm), 1206 nucleotides long. RefSeq lists its product as hypothetical. Gene Ontology annotation, cellular component: intracellular membrane-bounded organelle. The transcript has 4 exons. The record is from RefSeq and is a predicted model, not a curated record. Lineage: Eukaryota; Metazoa; Nematoda; Chromadorea; Rhabditida; Onchocercidae. Bases 99 to 599 code for a protein of 166 amino acids.
GUUGGCAUGACUUUUGAUCCUUCAAUAAUAAUGGAUAGAUAUCAUGUGCUUCUGUUGUGGAAUACUUGCAACUCUUCAUUUCAUUUUGAUAUUCAGUCAUGAGUAAGAACAGAGAGAAGGACGAAGCUUGUGGACAACGAAAAAACUCUUUCCCGGCUAGAUUGGCUCUCCCAACUUUCGAAAUAGGAAAUUUAUCACAACCACAAAUGCAUCGAGAAUUAAGAAAUCUCAGAUUUAUCAAUCCUGGGGAGGCAGCUGUAAUCUCCACAAAAGAAGCUUUGUACAAUAAACAGGGCGUUCGUAGAUCUACAAGGCAUCGGAAAGCAGUAACAUCUGUCGAUCGCACGACGGAUUACAUUCCCCAUCAUGACGAAGAAGGCUAUUAUGUCAGGGCCGAUGGUCAUUGUGUUAAGUUAUGCGAUUGUUUGCGGACGACUUGUCCUGGCUGUCAUUAUCCAUGUGGAAAGUGUGGUUCACGCAUGUGUGGGCCAGCUUGUCAGAAGAAUCGAGAUUACAUUAUUGAAAGCUUUUUUACUGAGUCUGAACCACCUCGGAUUCGUAAACAUCCUUAUUAUAGUCCUCUGAAGCGUGAAAGCUAAAGAAGCAUCAAGUGAAAAACUGUUUGUAUUUUGCAUGGAAAGAUUUUGUUGGUACUGUUUCCAUGUGAUUUUAUGGAAAUUAGUUUUUAAUGCUAUAGAAUGGAUCAAAUUGGCUUUAUAUAUUUACAAAGCUAUUUUCUUUUAAUCUUAUUGUUAAUCAGUUUCCGACACAGGUAAAUUUUCAUCAACUUUUGUCCAGUGCAAAAAUUGCUGUUUCAGAUUGUUGUGCUGCUGUAAAAUUUGAGACGUUUUCCUUCAGUCAGAGUUCAGGGAAGCAUUUUGUAAAGUGCUUAAUAAGUCGACAGCCAUUUUCGAGUUUAUUUGUUCUAAUGCAAUUGUACUGCUGGUUCAUGAAAUAUUACACUUUUGGUAAUUAGUGCCGGUUUUCUAGACACUGUUGAGAAGAAAUCGAUUUCGAAACCUUAAAAAGUCGUAGAAUAUUAAAUUUGUCACUGACUGUUUAGGUUUCAACUAUCUCUUCAAUUUUACACGUGCGAUUUGAAUUUUGCUGUGAUACUGUUUUGUGAGAUAUUUCCAUGAAAACUGCAAACUACUAUUUCAUCAGGCGUAGUAAUAACCGGUAUUAAAAUGUCAGUGCCUACAAUUG